This is a messenger RNA of Bolinopsis microptera, 1086 nucleotides long. RefSeq lists its product as uncharacterized. Bases 26 to 817 code for a protein of 263 amino acids. NCBI's taxonomy places the organism in Eukaryota, Metazoa, Ctenophora, Tentaculata, Lobata, Bolinopsidae. The record is from RefSeq and is a predicted model, not a curated record. The transcript is spliced from 5 exons.
CUAAGGCUAAAGAAAAGAAGCUAAAAUGAACAUAGCAAUAGCUAUAAUAGUGGCAAUGGUGGCACGAGCUCAAUCGCUUCUUUGUUACGAGUGCAAAGACUCGUAUUUAGCACCAAUAGACAAGACAGACACCUGUAAACUAGACGACCGUGUCUGGUGCAAGGGGGAGGAGGUAUGCUCAACCACCUAUGUAUCGUUCGUAACCGGUAAUGACAAAAACUGGAUAAGAGGUCAUAAUUGUAUGGACAAGGCACUAGUAGACGCAACAUAUUCCCGAGGAGCUAAAAUAGAAUCUGACCUUGCUGCAUCUUUCGAGGAUUUUAGUGAUUUUACCUUUGAGAUAGAAUUGUGCGAGGAGAAUCUGUGCAACUCAGAGAUUUACUUAAUAGAACCAGUACUUGUCUGUAACAAGCCAACUAUUGAUAACGGUGUGGUUUCUCCGGAUAGACUGACAAUAGGGUCUGGAUUUACUUACUCGGUAACCUGUGACGAAGGGUUCGUAAUCUCUGGAUCCCCAACCAUAAAUUGUGACGGCGAUCAACUCUCGGAACCUCCAACAUGCAAAAUAGGGGCGUGCAAGGUAGAACUGGCGGAGGUAAAAGACCAAUUAGAGAUUGCUAAAUGUCCGGAACAACCCACAUGGAGUGUACCAAAACAACUUCUUGGAAAGAAGCUUACGAGAAAGACCCUCAAGAAAUUGAUGAGGAAGCCAGAAACCCAAAACGUCGGAAACGUCCUGAAGAAAUAUAAGGGUACAAAGUUGACGAAUGGACUCGCAAAAUACAUUGAAUGUUAUACAGAUAUGACCGAAGCAUGAACUUUAAACUUUUAUGGAAUUUGAGGAUUUGAACGAAAAAUAUCAGGACGACUUUGUUUUGCAAAAUUAAUUAUACUAUAGAGCUUGUUAUACACAAACUUAAUCUAAGAAUAUAUGCGUAUGCCGUUAUUUUACACAUGUUAAUAUUUUGGUUAUUUAAAAAAGUGGAAUACAGUUCUAUUAUAUAUUUAACAGGACCUAUCAAAAGAUUUUGUUGACAGGUUUAAUGUUUAUUUAUGUUUAGCUAUGUUAUAGUGUUAUGUUAUGCU